Messenger RNA from Leptosia nina, 1326 nucleotides. The record is from the annotation of a GenBank genome assembly. NCBI's taxonomy places the organism in Eukaryota, Metazoa, Arthropoda, Insecta, Lepidoptera, Pieridae.
AUGAUAGCUUUUGGAAAAGCUAACACUCAAAGCUGUAACAGUAAUAACAAUGACUGUACGUGCAUUUUUGGGACUCUGAAGGCGGAAGACACAAGUUUAAGUGUCGCUGAAGCUUUCAGAAAGUAUAAACUUACUGAUUAUGUUCCUAUUCCUCCCAAAGAUUAUCUUGAGGCCAGUUACAAAACUGCUGACGUGAAUUUGGGAAACUUUAUUCCUCCAUUAAGAAUUAUUGACCGUUCCAAUAUUAACUAUCCGAAGGCAAAGGAAAACGCAUUAUACACGUUGCUUACAAUUGAUGUAGACGCCCCACCAAUGGUUUACUCGAAGAAAGGAUAUAUCAAUACAUUAAUUGUAAAUCUCCCCAAGAGCGACAACUUUCUAACAAAUUCUGGUGAUGUAAUUGUGCCAUUGAACACGCCUGUUCCUUGCUUAGGGACAGGUAUCCACCGUCCAAUGCAGUUGGUGUACGAACAGGAAGAAUAUAUAGAUCCUGAUCAGACGGAUUUAUUUAAAUUGGCUAGAACUCGUCUUAUAUCCAAGAUAACAGCGUUUGCAAAGAAAUACCAUCUAGGGAACCCAGUAGCUGGCAACUUCCACAUAACGGAGCUAAGUUAUUGUGAUGGAAAUUCGUGUUCUGAAGAUUCCGAUGAUGAAGAUGUACACAUCGAAAUCAUGUUUCCAAUUUACUUAAUAAUCCUUACAACGCCAGCUAUUUUUGCAGCCAAUGCUUGUUUUAAUAGUAAUGACUGUACUUGUUUAUCUGGAUUUUUGAGUGCUGUAAGACCGAAUAUAAGUGUCCCGGAGGCUUUUAUUAAACAUAAAAUAAGCCCCGGCUAUCUUCCCGUUCCUCCACAGGAUUUUCUCGAGGCUGAUUUUGCCACUGCACAGGUGACCUUGGGAAAUUUUAUACCAGCUUUAAGGGCAGGGGACCCAACAUAUUUCGCAUAUUCCAAAGCGAAAAAGACCAGCCUCUACACACUCAUCUUAAUUGGCAACACAGAUGAGGACGUACCGACAAGCUUGAUUUCAAGGAGAGGGUUUGUUAACUACCUCUCUUUUAAUGGACAUAGUAACAACUUAUUCUGUGGAGACAUAUCAGUGCCCCUAACUCGCCCCGUACCUGCGCUAGGCGUACCUUUGCAUCAUGGAAUGGCAUUACUUUACGAACAAAAAUCCCGGAUUGAUACCGAUCAAAUAAGUCUUUUGCUAUUAGCAAGAACGCGAGUUAUUACUGACAUUGGAAAAUUUUCUAGAACAUACGGCCUUGGAAAUCCGGUUGCUGGAAAUUUUAUUCAGACAGAACUUAGUUAUUGUGGUUUGCCAUAA